AUGAUGGUGGCUUUAGUGCCAUCGGCCUGUAAACGGUCUAUUCCGCUUCCCUUUAAGUACAACCAACGUAUUCGAGGUCGAAACAGAGAAAAUAAAAUCAACUAUUUAUUCGAUUCUGUAGAGAGACUCAGAGCAAGUCUGACACCAGUUUGCAUUGCUCUGGAUCGGCAUUGUAGUCUCGCUCCAAGCUGUAGUAGUCGCAGUCAAGGUAGUCCCAUGAUUUGUCGAACGAGAUAUUAUUGA
This is a messenger RNA of Haemonchus placei, 243 nucleotides long. Lineage: Eukaryota; Metazoa; Nematoda; Chromadorea; Rhabditida; Trichostrongylidae. The record is from the annotation of a GenBank genome assembly.